ACAGUACACAUAUAUAUACACACACGGUUUUCGCAUGACAUUCAUUGCGAAAUUACAGUUGAGGUCAGAGCUUGGCCCUUCAAAUCCUGCAUUUAUCGUGAUAUUUUGUGGGUUUCUGAACAGUUAAACUAUACAAGUCACCUUGGAUCAGUGUGAACACCACUCUCAAGAUGGCGGCAAUAUUACGUGGGUUUUUAAUACGCCAAGCGUAUAAUUGCACUAAAUCCCUGGUAGCCAGUAUGCCGGCGUGCAAUCUCACCACACAGGUCUCCCCUCCACCCAAAGUAGUUAAAGGGAAGCUUGAAGAUCUCCAACCUCACAUCAGACAGUACAUCUUGGAGAAGGUGGACGUGUGUCAACCAGAUAAUAUUCAUAUCUGUGACGGGACGGAAGAAGAAAAUGUGUCGAUGCUUAACCAGUUGGAAAAAGAUGGCAUGAUCAAAAGACUCACAAAGUACUCAAAUUGCUGGUUGGCGACGACUGAUCCUAAAGAUGUUGCCCGAGUGGAGAGUAAGACGGUUAUCUCAACACCCACAAUGCGAGAGACGGUACCUAUUCCCAGAGAAGGUGUAAAGGGUACCGUAGGGAAAUGGAUGUCACCCGAGGACCUCGAGAAGGCGCUUGGUGAACGCUUUCCUGGAUGCAUGAAAGGUAGGACCAUGUUUGUGAUUCCGUUCAGCAUGGGACCCCUGGGUUCACCACUGUCUAAGAUCGGUAUUCAGCUGACAGACUCGAUGUACGUUGUGGCCUGCAUGAAGAUCAUGACCCGUAUGGGCAAGAAGGCCCUAGCGGCCCUCGGACAGGACGACUUUGUGAGAUGUCUUCAUUCGGUCGGGCAACCUUUGCCCAUGAAGACCCCCAUGGUGAAUAAUUGGCCUUGUAAUCCAGAGAAGACGCUGGUGACACACAUACCAGACAGGAGGGAGAUCCAGUCUUUCGGCAGCGGCUACGGAGGAAACUCUCUCCUCGGCAAGAAAUGUUUUGCACUUCGUAUCGCCUCCAGGAUCGCUAAAGAUGAAGGAUGGCUGGCCGAGCACAUGCUGAUCCUAGGUCUAACAAAUCCCCAGGGCCGCAAGAGGUAUAUCGCAGCAUCUUUCCCCAGCGCCUGCGGCAAGACAAACCUAGCCAUGAUCACGCCCACCCUACCCGGCUGGAAAGCAGAGUGCGUCGGUGACGACAUCGCCUGGAUGAAGUUCGACAAAGAGGGACGGCUGCGUGCUAUCAACCCCGAGUAUGGAUUCUUCGGUGUGGCCCCUGGUACAUCCGACAAGACCAACCCCAACGCUAUGAGGACCUGUGAGAGUAAUACAGUGUUUACAAAUGUUGCUGAGAGGAGCGAUGGAGGUUUCUUCUGGGAAGGACUGGAGAAAGAAAUACCCAAGGAUGUGUCGAUUACAUCAUGGUUAGGUCAAGAGAAUUGGACGAAGGAGAGCGGUAAACCAGCUGCCCAUCCCAACUCUCGAUUCUGUACCCCGGCAUCUCAGUGCCCCAAUCUUGACCCUGCCUGGGAGGAUCCAGAGGGUGUGCCCAUCGAUGCAAUUGUGUUUGGCGGAAGGAGACCCAAAGGUGUCCCUCUUGUCUAUGAGGCAUUUGACUGGAAGCAUGGUGUCUUUAUUGCUGCUGCUAUGAGGUCAGAGACCACAGCUGCUGCAGAGUUCAAAGGCAAAGCUAUUAUGCAUGAUCCGUUUGCUAUGCGUCCAUUCUUCGGCUAUAACGUUGGUCACUACUUCCAGCACUGGUUGGACUUCCAGCAGAAGCCAGGUCUUCAACUCCCCAAGAUGUUCCACGUCAACUGGUUCCGUACGAGUGAGCAGGGCAAGUUCCUGUGGCCAGGAUUUGGCGAGAACACAAGAGUGCUCGACUGGAUCCUGAAGCGCUGUGACGGGGAAGACGUUGCGCAGAAUUCCCCGAUCGGACUCGUACCCAAGGAGGGCUCCCUCAAUGUUGACGGCUUGGAUGAACCACUUGACAUGAAAGCGCUUUUCAACACCCCCAAGGAUUUCUGGAUGGAAGAAGUUCAGGAGAUCAAGAAGUACUUCGAGGACCAAAUCAAUGACGAUUUGCCCAAGGACAUUAGCACUGAGCUCAACUCAUUAGAAGAUCGUAUUAAAGCAAUGUAAAUACAUUUAGUUCUUAAUAUUCCACAUUGGAAAAAUGCAAGAGUUGUUGAAAAAAUGACUUUUUCGAAUAGCUAUAACAGGGCAAUUGCACGGUUUCUCAUGUCACAUCGGCCAAAAUUAUCAGAAAUAUGAAUUUCUCAAUGUUUUUUUUUGUGAUUUGGCAUAUAUAUAUAUGAAAAUUAGUUAUUAUUGAAAAUUUUAGCUGGUAAUCACAUCAACUCGUUUACAAAACCAGGUUUUUGAUACUUGUGUCCAAUAUCAUGUAAGUCACUGUGGAGUUACCCAAUAUAUUGCGGAAAAGCAGUCCUAGGCUCGAUUUCAGAAAGCACUAAGACUCAUCUUAAGAUUCAUUUUUAUUAUUGCCAAUGUGAUUUGGAUUGUGACAUCACACUUCGCAGUUAAUAGUGAUACUCAGUGAAGAUGAGUAUUAACAUAUUGUGGAAAUCGGCCCCUGGAAGGAACGUAGUGUUGUAUAAACACGUCUAGAGGAAUGCUAUGGGAGGGCACCUAGCCCAAAAACCAGCACAAUGACUACCAUGCCAAGUUCCGCAAGGACUAUCGUCCCUACAGCUGGACUAAGUUAGCCCAAACCCUGUUUAGUUGACUACGCUAUUUAAACCUUUUGGUAACGGCCUACCAGCCAUAGUGGCAUCGCUGGUUUUCAAUAAGGGAAUCAAUGUGUGUUGAAGAGGUUUUCAACUUGUGGUUUAAUCCCAACGAGGCCUGGUUCUUGAUAA
Molecule: messenger RNA, 2857 nt
Organism: Asterias rubens (European starfish)
Lineage: Eukaryota; Metazoa; Echinodermata; Asteroidea; Forcipulatida; Asteriidae
Product: phosphoenolpyruvate carboxykinase, cytosolic [GTP]-like
Exons: 9
Coding region: 171-2120 (649 amino acids)
Biological process (GO): cellular response to insulin stimulus; gluconeogenesis; hepatocyte differentiation
Cellular component (GO): cytosol; mitochondrion
Molecular function (GO): manganese ion binding; phosphoenolpyruvate carboxykinase (GTP) activity; GTP binding
Source: RefSeq, a predicted model, not a curated record